AUGAGCACUGCAAGUCUUCUCGUGUACGCUACCGUCGCGAUAUGUCUGGCUCGCCUAUGGUCGAAGUUGACGCAGGCAUCCCGAUCCGUUGGAGACUUGCCUGGACCCCUCGUAUUAAUAGAGCCGUUCACCGCUCUCAGCAACGUCUUGCCACGAAUCCCACUCAUUGCAAAAGGGAAUACACGGGAGACCGAAUUGGGAUAUGCUGACUUCAUAUCUGCUGGUUACGAUGCCUUCGCACUCAAGCAUGUAUGGCCAAAUGCGGGCGCCAUGCUAUUUGUUGCCGAUCCGGAUGCUAUCAAAGAGAUCACUACUCACCGUGCUCGCUUCCCUAAACCCUUGAAGAACUAUGAAGUCGUUUCGUUCUUCGGCGGGAACAUUGUAGCUACAGAAGGAGAGGAAUGGAAACGACACCGAAAGAUCUGCGCGCCCGCGUUCUCCGAACGGAACAACAAACUGGUCUGGGAUGAGAGCGUGCGAGUGGUCCUUGAACUCAUCGAUGGUGUCUGGAAAAGAGCAGACACUCUAUCCACCGACCAUGUCCUAGAACUCACCGUGCAGAUAACACUGUUCGUCAUCAGUGCAGCAGCAUUUGGUCGACACAUGUCGUUCACCGAGGAGACCGAGGUCCCGUCUGGAUUCCGAAUAGGCUUCAAGGAUGCGCUUCGUAUCGUGUCAGAGAACGUGUUCAUCAAGCUGGCCGUUCCAAACCGCCUGAUGGGCUUCAGCCGCCGGCUCCGCGAGGUCGACCAAGCCUUUUCUGAGCUAGAGAAGUAUAUGCUGGAGAUGAUAUACACUAGAAAGCAUGCAGGUGCAACGGAAGGGCAUCAUGACCUCUUUAGCAGCCUUCUGGAUGCGGCCAACGGGGACUUCGAAGGAGUAUCGAGGCUUGGUGACUCUGAACUUAUCGGCAACAUCUUUGUGUUCUUACUCGCCGGACAUGAAACUACAGCAAACACCCUCGCGUUCUGCUUCGCUCUCUUAGCUUUAUAUCCUGAGAAGCAGGAGAAACUCUUCCUGCAAACGCGAAGUGUGAUGGCCAGCUUAGGUCACCGUCCGGAAUAUGAAGACAUGCCUCUCUUCACCUAUGCUUUAGCCGUGUUCUACGAGACUCUGCGAAUCCGACCGCCUGUCAACAUGAUCCUCAAAUGUAGUGCGGAAGACACCAACAUGAACGUCAAAGAUGCGCAGGGAAACACGAGGACAAUACCCGUUCCCAAGGGCAUGCCGGUCAACAUUCAUGUCUCUGGCCUUCACCACAAUCCGCGCUACUGGGAGAACCCGAACGAGUUCAUCCCCGAGAGAUUCCUUGGCGACUAUAAGAAGGACGCCUUUCUGCCAUUCAGCGGAGGUCCUCGAGCCUGCAUAGGGCGACGUUUUGCCGAGAGCGAAGAAGUCGCUGUCAUCAUCAUGCUCGUGUCGCAAUAUCAGAUAAGUGUUAAGGCAGACCCGAAGUACGCCGGAGAGACACGCGAGCAGCGCAAAGCGCGCUUGCUCGAUGUCAAGAACGGCAUCAGCAUGACAGCCGUGAGCGUUCCGCUAACCUUCAAACGGCGCGUAUGA
Messenger RNA from Peniophora sp. CBMAI 1063, 1563 nucleotides. The record is from the annotation of a GenBank genome assembly. Lineage: Eukaryota; Fungi; Basidiomycota; Agaricomycetes; Russulales; Peniophoraceae.